AUGAUGCCGAAUUCAGCGCGCGGUGUAACGGGCCGGCCGUCGAAUGCGCCAAAAGUGUGGGUCGACCCAAUAGGCCCCUCGCCCCCACCGCUGCGUGAGGAAGCAUACUCGCUUCCGGCGCUACGGCCGAGGAGUACGUGGAAGACGUAUCCGCGUACUAUCAGCGGCCAAUGUACUGUGAUUGGACCACGGAGUGUCUCCUGGAAGAUAAAAGAAACC
Molecule: messenger RNA, 219 nt
Organism: Iphiclides podalirius (scarce swallowtail)
Lineage: Eukaryota; Metazoa; Arthropoda; Insecta; Lepidoptera; Papilionidae
Source: the annotation of a GenBank genome assembly